ACUCACUUUACCAAAGUCUCGCUAAUCUCUCUCCCGAUCUGCACACAGACAUUCGAAACCCUAGCUCUCAGCAGAAUGAACUUGUCCGGCUAGGUGCCGGAAAGCCGGUGGUUUUGAGGAAGUCUAGGUUUCUGUUCGUGAAGCGAUUGAUAGAGAGACAUAUAUCGUUCUCAGGGAAAGAAUUUGAUUUACUCAGCUUUCUAAAAUCAUUCGCCCCUGUAGCAAACCCACCAUAUUCAAUCUCCCAGUUUAAUCAAUCACUCUCAACAGUCAUUCCAGUUGAGCUCCAAGCUCAUAUAGUGUGUGUUGCGUGAAAUGGCACCGGGAGGGUUAGAUGCAAGCUGCUCUGCCUCAAAGGAAGAAGAAUUGCCGGCUAAUGUUGUUGUCGGCAUGGACCGUUUGGGAAUCGAUGGAGGAAUAUCUUCAAAUGGAAGCUCCCAGAGUAACAAGGAAGAUGACGAAGGUGGUGUGCAAAUCAACUGCUUUUCCGAAGCGUCGGAUAAUGUUACUCUCCACUUUCAGAUCAUACGUCUUCAAAAACAGAUAUAUGCAUGGAUCGGUUGCAACUCAGCCAAAUUCGGAAAUUUAUAUACAGCUCUGCCGGCAAGACCUAAAAACACAGUUAGUGUUACUUCCAUAAUUGGGGGAGCUUCUGAUAAUACAGGAUCUGGCAUUGCUCGUCGAUUAGUUUUGAAGACUGGUCUAAAUGUCAUAUUGGCUUGCAACAUUCCAAAAAACAGCCCCAUGCGUGUGGCAGAUGCCGAGAAAAAGCUGGUGGAAAAACUAAUCAAUCUGGGAUACGCUAGGUCAAAAUCCAAAGGAUGAAAGUAGCUGAAAGCUUAGACUGGUAUGCUAAAUAUGAAAGAUACAAUUAGUUUGUUUAUACUUUAUAGUGAUUCUGCUGGCACUGUGAUACCCACUAUAGCCCGGGAAGCUGCAACAAGGAGUUAUGGCACCAUUGAUGGAUCAUGCUAUAGUGUUUUACAUUCUGGUACUCCUUUUUCCAAUGAUCCCGUGCUUUAAAGUCCUGCUCGCGAUAAGUACAACUGUUGGUAACAAGGUCUUGUUACAUAAACUUUAACUUGUCAAUUUUUUUGGGUGUGUGUGUGUCAAAAGUCACUUUCAGAACGCUCGUGGCACCCUGAACAUUAGGCAUUUGUUUUAAAUGCAACUAACUUUGUGCAAACAAAAGAAAUCAGCAUGAUGCACAUUAGAACUCACAGUUUUCUAAUAUAUAUAUAUUUUUUAUUACUGUAUUUAUUUACCAUUUUGUUUUUUACUUGCUAUGAUAUCAUAACUGAUACAAAGUAUUACUCAGUAAAAAGGAAAAUGGGAAACUACUCAAUGCUUCUGAACACAGAUUAAAAAAAGGACUUUCUAGUCCGUUCUUUAGCUUUCUUCUCUCUGGUGGUUCUAUUUACUAUGCUGUUUUUGUAGAUAUAUGCAUGGAUCGGUUGCAACUCAGCCAAAUUCGGAAAUUUAUAUGCAGCUCUGCCGGCAAGACCU
Messenger RNA from Cornus florida, 1506 nucleotides. RefSeq lists its product as uncharacterized. Bases 316 to 825 code for a protein of 169 amino acids. Lineage: Eukaryota; Viridiplantae; Streptophyta; Magnoliopsida; Cornales; Cornaceae. Gene Ontology annotation, biological process: proteasome assembly. The record is from RefSeq and is a predicted model, not a curated record. The transcript is spliced from 8 exons.